Messenger RNA from Acanthosepion pharaonis, 5544 nucleotides. NCBI's taxonomy places the organism in Eukaryota, Metazoa, Mollusca, Cephalopoda, Sepiida, Sepiidae. The record is from the annotation of a GenBank genome assembly.
AUGAGAGCACUAAGUCAGAGACGCCCCAAAAAAAGCCAGGUCGUCGUGUUGUGUUCAUAUUUUCCCUGCAUUGUCAAACAGGAGAGAGUGAGAUACCUACAAAGAAAGAGGAGUCUAAUAAGGAUACUGACUGUUACUGACAUUUAUUUGCUACAUGGAUAUACCCAAACCCCAGGCAUGGGGGAAUAUCUGUGUGUAGGGGAUUACAUUUGCCUCUACUGUGAGGAAACUGAGGGAUAUGUGUAUAGCGUCCAGUCAAGCUCAACAGAAAAUGGAGUUUACAUCUUCAACCAGCAGUCUCGCUCAAAUCCCUCAAAUAUACCUACGCAAAGUGCUGUAAUCUUCCAAAUAUGUAUCCAGAACCGUUACAAACUGAACAAGAAACACCGGAAUUGGCUUUCGAAAAACGAGGCCGAAAGUGCAUUACCGGAAGUGCUCAAACAGGCGAGAGACGCUGCCGAGGCGGAAGACCACGACAAUGCUGCCGAACAAAAACGCCAACACGGGAAGACAGUACGAUAUGGAGAAAUUGUCCAGUUGAAACACAUGUUCUCUGGGAAAUAUGUUCACACGUGUACAACGCAAACGAGCCAACGUGACAAAAACAACAUGAUGAUUUCACUCCAUGAAUUCAAUGCAAAAAAUGCACAAUUUAAAAUCUUGCCGCGGUAUAAAGUAAAAUCUGAAGGAGAAGUGGUUCAGCUUCACGAUCAAAUAGUGUUUGAAAGUAUCAAGUCACCGGGGCACUAUUUCCAUGCGAGUAACAAAUUUCAGAUUGAUUACUACACAGAAGGAUCUGAGCUAAACCUUGGAGUGGAACGAUCGAGCUUUACACUGAUUGGAAGUCAUAGAAUAAAUCCUGACCAAAGCAAAUUUGUUCGGGGAGGUUCUGUGAUUCGACUGUUUCAUAAAGAGUUGGAAGCUUACUUGGUUGCCGAAGGUCUGUUCGAGGAAAGCAUAACAGAAGAUGUCCACUUCAGAGUGCGGAUAAUGGAUCAACAUCGUCCGAAAACAAUGUCUCCGUCCUCUUCGGGAAUCACUUACUGGGAAAUAGAAGCUGAAUCCAGUAUACUUGAUGGUGACAUCAUUCACUGGGAACAACAAAUUCGGCUUCGACACUUAACCACCAGACAAUAUUUGUGCAUCAACAACAAAUGUGAAGUAUGUCUUACUCCCGAACAAACUGACCCCCGAACAGUGUUUCGUCUUCAUUCCGUAUUAAAGGAGAGAGACCAAAUUCAAUAUGAAAGUUAUGCAAGGAUCGAACACAUGCUCAGCGGCUGCUGGCUCCACGCACUCAAAGAUGAAGACUAUGAAAGACAUUCGUCCAGAGACACAGAUGAACAGUCGAUGAGCAGUCUCAGGUGGGACGGUGCUGCCACUCGAAAGAUCUCGGCAACUAAUGAAAGUCUUUAUGAUGACGCCUACACGUUGCAAUAUGUACAUCAAGAUGAUGUACACAAUUUCAACUUCGUGGCUGGAAUGGUCCCUAUGUUAUUCAAUCUUAUCAAAGCUAAAAAUCACGGUCACCAUCUCAACGCUCGCAAAACCCAUGGCAUCAUUGAAGGGAUAAAAGAAUUAAAGACAUUUAUGCUUCCAGAUGGUGAACCUAACAAAGACAGACAAAAAUUGAUGCGAAACCUCCGAGUGAUAGAUCUCUUUGUGAAUAUCCUUCAGUUCCCGCUGACCGACAACGAAGAAGCACCUCUUCUGAUUCGCAUAUUCAAAGAGUGCUAUGAUGUCCUGCACGCCUAUAUGAUCGGCAGGAGCCGAAAGAAUGCCCUGUACUUUGCUAAGUACAUCGACUUCUUCCAAACACAGUUCUCACAGAAAGGAGGAAUUGGCUUAAAUGUUGCUCAAAUGAUCGUAGAAUUAAUCCGGGAUAACAGAAAGAUUGUGGACCGAAUUGGACAUUCCAACAUCGACAAGUUCAUCACCUUGCUUUUAGAGAACCCCAAUUACCGGUUUCUCGAUUUGCUGCAAGUCCUGUGCGUGUGCGCUGAUGUCGCCAUUCCCAAUAAUCAAAGUUACAUUGUACAAAACUGGCUCCGAACAUAUAAGGACAGCAUCUACCUUUUGGAUAGAGGACAAAAUAUCAACAAAAGGCCGAACAUUGUUUACAUCUCGAUCGAUGGAGGAAACAAUUGGAUCCCUUUACAUUCAUUUGUUGAUUCUGAAAGUCCGAUUUAUAUCGAGGAGAAAUACAUGUUUUUAAUGCACCAAUUGGAUCUGUUUAAAGCCCUCAGCUAUGGCCGAAACGAUUUUGCCAUUCAUGUUAUCACACGGGAAUAUGGCUACCUUUCUUGGGAAGACUGUUUUCUUUGCCUGCAGUCGGAGUUACUACCCCAUUCAAUACGGGCAAAAUUCUGCGAAUUAGUCAUCUGUUUGUUUAUUGAUGUUAGCAACAACUGUUCAGUUCUUGACCAUCCAAACAUCUGCUUUGUGUACGAAUAUGUCGGAUCAAAAGAUUCAGAUAGGGAACAAAGCCAAUAUGUGGUCAAGGAUUUAGUGACCAUUUUUCCAGUAUUACGAGAUUGGUUGGCCAAUUUUCUCGGUCAGAAUUGUGUUAUGAUAGCUUCAUUGGUGGGACACAACCUCCUUAUUGAACAGGUAUUGCGACUCCUUCAACACCUCGUGAAAUUUGGUUACUACAUGGAUACCGAUGACAUCAAGCAGUUAAUGGGGCCACUGUUGACCCUUUUGGAUGGGCGACGGGACGUACCAUUUCCAGAAGACACGGUAAAAAAGAAGAAAGGUUACACGAAAGAGGCUCAAAAAGCAAUACAAUUAUAUCGAAACGAAGGCCGUUUUGAGCGCUCACCUGAAACCGAGGCUAUUGUCAACGCCAAAUUUCAAGCCAUGGAGGUGUUGGAUUUGCUGUUUGCAUACCAGAGAAAUAUCCGUCUAAAAGCCUUUGUGACAAAAUUCAAACUUGCCGAAACUCAGGCAGGGAAGAGAAAGAAGGAAUCCAUCAUGGAACAAUUACUAUACGAAACUUACGAUCCCCAGGAUAAAUCUACAAAAGCAUGCAAAAAACAAAAAGAAAUCACAAAAGAACUUCGUGAAAUGUUUCACCAGUCUGCAAUAUUUGACAUUGAAACAACAACAGUUAUUUUAAUGGAUUUGACCAACUACAAAUAUGACAAGAUGGUGAUAAAAUCGUUGGAUAUCAUGAACAAAAUGUAUUCGUCGCAAAGUGAUAUGUUCAAAUUCUCUUUAAAAACGCAGGUUUUGUUGACAAAUGACUCAGCCCGUGUCCAUCGCGAAGUACAAAGAAGUCUCCCAACUCUCCGUCGAAUGUCCAAAGCGAAACUCAGCGAACAACAAGUUGAGAUCAUGUGUCAAAUACUUGAUGAGUUAGCCGAGUUUUGCCAUUUACCCAAGACACCCGAAGAACCACACCACAUGAACCAGAAUAUAAUGAUUAGUCAUGGUAUCCUUAAUAUAGUAUUAGACAUCUUGUCUCAGGAAAUAGACUCAAAAUUGCAGGAUCAGUACAAAGACGUGAAAACAAUCUUGCAAAAGACACUGUUUUUAUUGAGACUGCUGCUUAGAGAAAAUAAUAAAGUUCAAAGUAUCAUAUUUGAGAAACUUGAUACUUUGCUUGAUGUGAAAGGCGUUGAAUCUGAUUUAGCCUUGGCAUUAAAAGAGGUAUUUGUUGCAAAUCAAGUCACUUGUUUGAAGGUGUACUCAAGGCAGAUCCAAAAGAUAGUGCUGCUCGCCGCUGAGCACCAGGAAAAGGCGCCAGAAUUUCUUGAUCUUUUGAAGGUUUUGGUCAAAGUCCAUGGGCUGGACUUAACAUUGAAACGAAACCAAACCCUUGUUAUGAAAUAUAUAAUGCAAAAUUUCAAGAAAGCUGCUUAUGUGCUGGACCAAUCGAAAGAAAUGAAGGAGCGUAUUUUAACCAACCAAACGGAUCGAGGUCAACUGACAUAUUUAGUUUGUCUCGUUGACUUACUUGCAACAUGUGCUGAGGGAGAAAAUAAAUUUAUAGAUUCGUUGUGUCAAACUAUCCUUCCUAUCGAGGAGCUGAUAUGGAUCCUGAACAACCGAGAUAUUUACAGUAAUGUGAAAACACCUUUUCUAAAGUUUCUCUUCGGUGUCUACGUAAGCCUUGGUGAAGAUGGUGCUGAGACAAUGAGUUCUGAUUUACAGCAUGACAAAAAUGUGUGGGAAUUUAUUGCCAAUGCUGUCAAUGAUAUCAACAAUCUGACUGAUGCUGUGAAUCGUCACUUGGACAGGGCCGCUGACCUACUCAAGUCACCACCUCCAUUAAGUGCCAUUGCUGAUGGCCAAGACACCAGAGCAUCUGUGCAUGGAAACCUUUAUUAUUUCCUUGAAGGAGUUUUGCCUUUUUUCCAAAUCUUCUUCACUGGCUACUACACAGUAGACAAAACUCUCUAUCCGUAUGAAAUAACGCACACGGAUAAUGUCGCCAAUGGUCUCUUGGCUUUUUGUGAUGUCGUUGGACCAAUGCUAGUUAAUCCUACACACAUGAAAACGAUGGUGUCAUGCUUGAGUGCCGUCGUUAGUGCUUCCAAUGUUUCAAAGACACUUCUCAUCGGAGUGUUGGAGAAAUUUACAACAGAGAUCAAAUUUGAUGGAAUCAAAUGUGCUGUGAGAAAGGGUAAUAUGGAAUACUAUGCUGCAGAAAUUGAAUUGAAUGCCAAAUUCCACACGUUUGCGAAGCACUGUAGCACUGUGUAUUGCGGCCAUAACACUGUUGCUGCCCAACUUAAAUACAAGAGCAAAAACGAAUAUACGGUCCUCGGAAGUCAUGAGGAAUUGCCUCUUGGUGAAGAGUUCCAGAAUUUUGUCCGCUGUUUUAUCGUUCCCGGAGAAAAAAAUAUGACGGCACGCUAUGCACCUAGCAAGAAACUCGUAGAUCUCUUGGCCAUUUCAGGAAAACUACAGAAUCAGUCCUCAGCCCUUACGACGUACAAGCCGAGUGAAGAUCUCGAUAUAAAAUGUUUGCAAAUCCUGCGAGCUCUGGUGGUCAAUGAAGAACGAAAACUACCCGAAAAUUGGGAAACUCGAAGCAGUUCACCCAAAAUAAAAAAGUUGACAGACAAUAUUCGAGAGACUCAGAAUGCCAUCAACUCUCACAGUGCCAUUAUCACUGCUCUGCCACUCACAGCCCGCAGGAACGAAGCUGUAACCAAAGAAGUGUUGGCCUUCAUAGUCAUCAUGUUAUUUAAUGCUAAUCGUAGCGUUCAAAAAUCCAUGUAUGAUUACUUUAUAUCAACACGUGAAGAAGUUUUCUUUAUGGCUUGUCGUUAUUGGAUGCAGGCCUCAACGAAUUCCAUCAAGGAGAAACGUUACCUGAUGACACAGCAACAGGCCCGUCUGAAAGAAAGUGGAAAUACUUUGAAUAAUCCCUCUGCAUUUUACACAGUCGGCCGGAAAGCGAUGCAGCAAAUUCAGGGAUAUGAACAGAAACUUCGCCGAGAUAAAUUCAAUGGAUGGGUAUGCUUUCCUUUUUUAUUACUUUUUUCUAUUAACAAAUGUUUGUUACUCUUUGGUUGCAGUACUCAUCAUCAAUAA